This is a messenger RNA of Striga hermonthica, 1146 nucleotides long. The record is from the annotation of a GenBank genome assembly. Lineage: Eukaryota; Viridiplantae; Streptophyta; Magnoliopsida; Lamiales; Orobanchaceae.
AUGUUGGGAAAUAACUUUGUGGACAUCGAGGGGAAAGGGGAAGAAAUCUUGAACUUUUUACGGGGUGGCGAGGAGAAAAUGGAUGAGUUCGAGAGGAUAAUGGAUGAGUUCGAGGGAGAACUUUCGAGAAUCAUCGGGUUGGGAAGUCUCAAGACACAGCUCCGGUGCUGGGCCAAGCAAAUGCUGAUCGACGAAAAACGUCGAAGCCUCUCCAUCAAAGUCGGCCAAAGAAGGCCCCCUCACAUGGCCUUCCUCGGAAACCCUGGAACUGGUAAAACAACAAUAGCCCGGCUGAUUGGGAAACUCCUGCACAUGGUCGGCUCGAUUCCAAGCAGUAAGGUUGUGGAAGUGCAACGGACCGACUUGGUUGCAAAGUAUAUUGGUCAGACAGGGGCACAGACAAGAGCAAAGAUCAAGGAAGCUGAAGGCGGGAUUCUGUUUGUAGAUGAAGCGUACCGCCUAAUGCCGACAAAUUUGCAGACAGGCGAUUUCGGGAAGGAGGCUCUUGAGGAGAUGAUGUCCCACAUGGACAAAGGCAACAUAGUCGUCAUAUUCGCGGGCUACCGUGAAGAGAUGCAGCACUUGAUAUCCGCCAACCCGGGCUUCAGAAGACGUGUCACCAAGUUUUUCUACUUCGACGACUUCACCUGUCGGGAGCUUGCAAACAUUGCCCAUCUCAAAAUAUGUGAUAAUAGGAGCCCUCUGUACGGUUUCAGGCUGCACGAGUCGUGCACCGUGGCCCGGAUAGCCGAGAAGUUGAAGCAGGAAUCCUCUGUGGAGCAGCGCAGGGAGAUGAAUGGGGGUUUGGUGGAUUUGAUGCUUGUUAAUGCGAGAGAGAGUUUGGAUGGGAGGCUUGAUGUCUCGUGUCGGGAUAUUAACACGUUGCUAACGAUCACGUUGGAGGAUUUGGUUGCCGGGCUUAGGUCGAUGAAGGAGCAUAAACACUUAAUGAACAAGGACUUGGCGGCCGAGAUUAAACAGCUGCCCAAAAACGACUCGGAGGAGGACUUGGCAAUGAGGAAGGUCUUGGAGGACUUUGCAGCCGAGCUUCGGUCGAUCAAACAGCAGCCCAAACAUGACUCGGAGGAGGACUUGGAAAUGAGGAAGAUGUUGGAGGACUUGGCAGCCGAGGCGCACAUGACAUGA